Molecule: messenger RNA, 3553 nt
Organism: Trichosurus vulpecula (common brushtail)
Lineage: Eukaryota; Metazoa; Chordata; Mammalia; Diprotodontia; Phalangeridae
Gene: AP4S1
Product: adaptor related protein complex 4 subunit sigma 1
Exons: 6
Coding region: 140-517 (125 amino acids)
Biological process (GO): vesicle-mediated transport; protein transport
Cellular component (GO): intracellular membrane-bounded organelle
Source: RefSeq, a predicted model, not a curated record
GGGAGGGAGGAGGGGGCGGGGGACCCCCGCCAGGCCCCGCCGCUGCCGCUCCUCCUCGGCCCGGGCCCCCCAAGGUGGACUGUUCCAGUUACAGCUGACAUUUCUGUACUAUAUCAACAUAAAAUCCUACCCAGGAAAAAUGAUAAAAUUUUUCCUCAUGGUGAAUAAGCAAGGACAGACCAGGCUUUCUAGAUACUAUGAACAUGUGGAAAUCAAUAAGAGAACCAUUCUGGAAGCAGACGUCAUCAAAACAUGCUUAUCACGCUCCAAGGAACAAUGCUCUUUUAUCGAGUAUAAGGAUUUUAAACUUAUAUACCGGCAGUAUGCAGCUCUCUUCAUCGUGGUUGGGAUCAAUGAAACUGAGAAUGAAAUGGCUGUAUAUGAAUUCAUCCAUAAUUUUGUGGAAGUUUUGGACAUGUAUUUCAGCCGAGUGAGUGAAUUAGAUGUAUCCUUUUCAAUUCUAUGUGCCUGUUUGCACUCUACCAUGCAAAGCAUCAACUGUCUGAGCAGGGUUUAGUAAGACCAAGAUCAUCACUAAUGAUGAGUCCAGACAAGAUAGAAGGUUGAAAAGACUGUCCUCGUCAUCAUUCCCUUUUGACAGCAGCCGGAGACAACUGCCUCUUCUUCUUUUCUUUCCUUGAUCUCCCUUUUUAAAUCAAAGCUGCAAAGAGUCCUAAAAAGAACUAUUAUUUGCACAGAAAUCUUUCAGGCACAUUGAUAUUUGGCAGGAGCCUAGAAACAGGCUUUGUUUGGAUGCCGUGGAAGCAAGUUGAUUUUCGAGUUAAUUUUUUACUUUAAAAAAUUCUAUUUAUCACUGGGAGGUAAAAUAAGAGGCCGCUUUGAAAACCAAUCUCGCCCUUGUAAGUACCUAACUUAUAUUUGAGUAAUGACAGUAAUGUGGUAGCAAUUUGGGGUGUGUUUUCAAGGAUCCGAAAGGCUGUGAUGUUGGACUAACUCUGGCUGGCAGUUUGGAGUAGAACUCAUCCCAAGUCGUGAAUGUUACAAGGAGGCCAGUUUCAGCUCCAUCCAGGGGAAUCUCCUUACCAGUUUUUGAGCUAUUCUGACAUGAAAUGGGCUCCUUCUGGAAGCAAUGAGUGCCCUGUCACCAAAAGUGUUUGAACAGAGUCUAACCACCGGUGUGAGAUACUGGAAAGGGAGGAGUCCAUUUUUACCCUGAGUUUGUGAGAUAUCCUCAUUAAGAUGUCUAUAACUACUUCCCCUUCUCAGGACCUUUCCAUGCGCUUUUCACAAAAUGUCUCAGCUUUUUGAAUAACAUUUAAGCAGUUUUUAUCAUGCCUAAGUGAUGUUCCUGAAGCGUAGGUCUGAACAUUACUCUGCUGCUCAAAGAACUUUAAUGGCUCCCUAUUACCAUAGGAUCAGAUACAGAGUCUUCUGCUGGGCAUCUGAAACUCUUCCCAGCCUGGCUCCUGGCUGCCUUUCCAGCCUUAGACACCACUACAUUCAUGUGCUUUUUUGUCAAGCCAAACUGGCUUUCUUUUCCCUUCUUAUACAUGGCAUCCCAUCUCUAGUCCAGUCUCAGCCUUUCCACAGGCUGUCCCCCAUAUCCAGAACACACUCCCUUCUCCCUGCUGCCUCUCAGCCUUCUUAGUUUCUUUAAGGUUAGCUCAUACGCCAUCCCUUCUUCCGUGAGAACCUUUUCGUUUCCCUGGGUGCUAGGACCUCCACACCCAACUUUUGUUGUAUUUGUUUUAUAUGGACCGAUGUUUAUAUUGCAUGUGGUAUGUGUAGACAGAUAAAAAGCUCCUUUAGGGCUUCCCUGUUGCCUUAGUAUCACCACUGCCUAGCACAGUAUUUGGCAUGUAGCACUUAAUAAAUGUUUCUGGACUGACAGAUGCCUCCUCCACUAAAGUUUCAUUCCAGUGCUCCAUCAUGGUAUGAAGAUGAUUUGGGGUUCUCAGAGGUUCUAUCAGUGGACCACUGGCUCUGGAAAGCUUUGCCUUUGGCCCAGUGCCAUAUUUCUAUCAGUUGUCUAAGGAACAGUGCAGCUAAUUGGAGAGACCCUCAUCACCAGAUGAUUCAAUUUGGGUCCUAAGAGUUCAUAAACUGUGGAGGGAUUAUGAUCUCUAUGGAAGGACUUUAUGAAUAUUUGCCCAUCAGAAUGUCAUCAAUCCUCAGUCCUUUGCAAACAGAAAGGAAACAAAACACAUCGUGUGUCUCCUGUUCACUUCUUAGCUUCUCACUCAAGUUCAGGGCAGAAAACAAUCGUCUCUUUCCCUGUUUUGGUUGUCAUGGGCCCAUGGGAUACCCACUUAACCCUUACUCACCUGGCCUAUAGCCUCUGUCCUGGAACUCUGGGCAACUCUAUUAUUGUUAGUCCCUUAGAAACAGGACCAACCAACAGCCCUAGAAGUUCUAAAUAAAUGAACACCCAGGGUGUUUUUCAGAGCGCUACAUGCAUCUAGGUACUAGAAGAAACAUUAGCCUUCAGGCCUUUGCCUCAAUCACAGAAAUCUAGGUCCUCAGAAUUGAAAGCAAAAGAUAGAUUUGAUCAACCCUCCUUUAGAGCUUUAGUUGGUUGCCAGGGAUCUGAACGUUUUUUGAGCCAACGCCAAAGCAGAUAGGCUGCCAUUCCUGUGCCUACAGUCAUCAGUUCAGAAUUGCCUCAUUCCUGAGGUGACUUGAAUCUUGAAUUUCCAGGAUGUUGGGAAAUGAUGGUUGCCUGAGGACUGUGGCCCUCCCCGCCACGGGGUGAUGCCAGUGUCUAGCAUGACAACAAAUCUCAUCUGUUAAAAAAAACUGGCCAGUGGCCAGAAGGUCCAUCUGAAGCGCAGAUCAACUUCUUGGGCUAAAUAGAACACUCCCCAGAUCAGUUUGGUCCUUAAACUCACCCCAAGAUAUUCUUUUGUCUCUCCAAAAGCCACCGGAGAUGAGCAAAACCUUGUAGAGGUGCCGACUGAAGCAGCUGUUGACCUUUCAAAGUUGUUUACUAAACGGAGCAGGAUCAUUGUCCCGAGGUCUGUUUUCAUGUAACUUUUUAUGCUGUCCAUUUUUGCCUCUCUUUGUCAAAACCUUUUCAGGCUUCUGUGUCCUGGCAAGAGUGGCCUGGUGGGCGAGGCUGAGUCAGGGGACUGAGAUUCUAAUCCAGUUCCAGUUUGACAAUUACCUGGUGAUGAUCUGUAUAAAUGGAAAGCAUUAUUAAUAUGCCAUCUUGGAGCAGUGUUUCUUUUCUGGGUCACAUAAGGAUGUUUCCUAUGGGUCCCCAAAGAAUAGUUUAUUCUGAUAGAAGAUUAUUUGAAUGAAGUUUAAUAACUUAUUAAAACACAUCCUGGUCUAACCUGCUGGAUUCUAACAUCUCAUUUGGCGAGUAGCCCUUUCUUAUAAGGAGACCACUGGAGUAAAUACUGAAGGAGAUAAUAAAUUUCACUAUGAAAUGACCCCUCUCCUUAGGAAUCUAGUUGAAUCUGUGGCACAUCCACAAACUUAUAAAAAGAAUACAUGGUAAUUAAAUGCACCACAGAGACACAAAGGGCUAUGUGAGAUCCAAGCACUGGGGCAGGGAGGGAAGGCCAUUGUCAGCUGGAUGUUAGGAUCU